Molecule: messenger RNA, 1509 nt
Organism: Diaporthe amygdali
Lineage: Eukaryota; Fungi; Ascomycota; Sordariomycetes; Diaporthales; Diaporthaceae
Exons: 2
Coding region: 1-1509 (502 amino acids)
Molecular function (GO): iron ion binding; oxidoreductase activity, acting on paired donors, with incorporation or reduction of molecular oxygen; heme binding
Source: RefSeq, a predicted model, not a curated record
AUGGCCGCCACGGCGACUGUCGCGGGCAUGCUUUGCCUCUUUGCUGCCGUGAUGGCAGCCUCCAUAACCAUUUACCGGGUCUUUUUCCAUCCAUUGAGGCACAUCCCGGGUCCUGUAUCCUGCAAGAUUUCCAUGUGGACCUGGGUUCACGCCGAUUGGAAUGGCAAGCGAGCAGAUAUUAUCCGCGAGCUGCACGAAAAGUAUGGCAGCGUCGUCAGAAUUGGUCCUCGCGAAGUCUCAUGUACCAAUCCGGCUGCAAUUCCUUUGAUCUACGGCCCGACAGGCCCCUCCAGUACAUUUGUUCGAGGUCCAUGGUACACAGCGCAGAGCACGAUGCCAGAUGUACAUUCGUUGCAGAACGAGCCAACCCUACCAGAACACAGCCGUCGUCGACGGGACUGGGAUCCGGCCUUUUCAAUCAAAGCAUUGGCUGGCUACAAGGGAAACAUACAACGCAAUGCGGAAACACUGUUGGAUCAAGUCGCUAGACUAUCGCGCGAGGGGUUGGUCGACAUAAGAGAGUGUAUGAUGUGGUUUGGAUUCGACGUGAUGGGCGAGCUUGGCUUCGGCAGGUCAUUUGGCACUUUGGAGGCCGCGAAGACAUCUGCGUUAGUACAUCUGGUUGAGUUGGGUGUGCGAAGUAUCAACUCGAUAGGGAACGUACCCUACGUGGCACAUGUGAUGCGUUUCUUCCCAAGUCCCAUUCAGAAAUUCGAGGCGUGGCUAUCAGAGGCUCUCGAAUGGCGGAUGAGCCACCAGGGGGAGAAAGAAUUCGUCGGCGCAGAUGUUUUUGCCUAUUUGCUCGGGGAACAGGGCAAACAACGUCGCAAAUUGGACCGGCGAGAGCUGCAGCAGGACUGCAUGCUCAUGGUCGUCGCGGGUUCCGACACGACGUCCAACUCCAUGACCUUCUGCCUUUACGAACUGGCCCGGCACCCCGACAUCGUAGCCAGGCUGCGGGAGGAGCUUGAUCCACUGGUCUCCGGGCCUCUCCAGCCGCAAGACUUUGACAGCUUGCGUGACAAUGCGCCGCUGCUCAACGCGUGCAUCAACGAGACUCUCCGCCUUUGGCCGCCAGUCCCGUCGGGACUGCAGCGGACCACGACAACAUCCUUGACCUUGCCUGAUGAUGCCCGAGGCAGUCAAGGCAGGAUCGUCUUGCCGCCUGGCACUGUCGCCUCGACACAUACCUGGACAAUACACCGCGACCAAAAGAACUUUUGGGACGCAAAUAGCUUCAUUCCCGACCGCUGGAUGGAGACCAAUGAAGGUGUAGCGGCACACAACGCCAAAGCCUGGGCGCCGUUCGGUUUCGGGUCAACGUCGUGCAUUGGGAAGAACUUAGCCUACAUGGAAAUGAGGGCAGUCUUGGCCCAGUUUAUCGUCAGAUUCAACUUUGCCAUUACCCCAGCAGAUGAUAGGGAAUUCCUAGAGUCAGUUCGGGAUCAAUUUGUCGUGUCUGCUGGGGCUAUGAAGCUCCAAAUUGCGCCUCGAAAGCAAGAGUCGUGA